This is a messenger RNA of Penicillium vulpinum, 780 nucleotides long. RefSeq names its product polysaccharide lyase. NCBI's taxonomy places the organism in Eukaryota, Fungi, Ascomycota, Eurotiomycetes, Eurotiales, Aspergillaceae. The transcript has a single exon. The record is from RefSeq and is a predicted model, not a curated record. Bases 1 to 780 code for a protein of 259 amino acids.
AUGCUUGGAAAACUCCCCUCAGUCGCAGCAUUGCUGGUACUCAGCCUGAGCGCCCAGGCAAGCCUAAUCUUCAAAAACAUCGGCACAACCUCAGGCUGGGACAAAAUCAACCAAGAACAUCAUGGCACCGUGAAGCAAGUGACAGACCAGGUGUAUAAGGGCACAACCGCCCUCAAAAUGACCCAAAUCUACGAUGCAAGCUACUCCGGCCGGUACCACUCGGAGGUGGUUAAGAACAAUGUGUACAAGCGCGGCGACACAGGCGCAUACGGAUUCUCCUUCCGACUCCAAGACGACUGGCAAUUCUCCCCUGUGCAAUCCUACGGCAUCGGACAAUUCAUCGCCGACUUCACAGAUAGCGGCUGCGAGGACUGGAUGCCCACAACCAUGAUUGCGCUCAAGGGCAACAAACUCUACUCGCGUGUCAAGCAGGGUACAGUCUGCAAUCAGAAGAUUAAGGGUUUCAACAACCUGGCCACUGUGACUGCAGGUGAAUGGCACCGACUUGAAAUUGAGGCGAAGUGGGAGUCUGGUUCGACGGGAUACUUCAAAGUCUGGUUUGAUGGAAAGAAGGUGUUGGAUGAGCAGAAUAUCAGCACUACCGUCGAGGAUGACCGGGCUUUCCAGUUCCGGGCUGGUCUUUAUGCCAAUGGCUGGCACGACGAUAAGCAGAUGAAGGGAUCCCAGGGGACUCGGCAGAUUUGGUAUGAUGAGAUUGCUGCUGGGACUAAGCUUUCUGAUAUUGCGGCUGAGGCCGAUAUCCAAGCCGGCGAGUGUUGA